Stylonychia lemnae is the source of this 1110-nucleotide messenger RNA. NCBI's taxonomy places the organism in Eukaryota, Ciliophora, Spirotrichea, Sporadotrichida, Oxytrichidae. The record is from the annotation of a GenBank genome assembly.
AUGGAUAGUAUAUUGAAUUUUGUAUCAUAACCUUGGUUCAUCGUCAACGCAAUUAUUGCUAUUUCAUUACUUGAAUACGCAUUGUAUAAUGUACGACCAAUUGUAAAUAGUCCAUAUGAGGUUGAAGAAAGAUUCCCUGCAUUCAGGAGAUAUGAUAGAAGAAAGUGGAUGAGAUGGAGAUUGUAUUUCUUUGCAUUGUUUCUACCAAUUAGAUUUUUCCUUGGAGUCCUAAAUCUAGUUUGCAUGUACAUCAUGAUUAGAGUGAUUAACUACAAUAUCAGCAGCUCGGUACCUCCCACUGCUAGAUAAGCAGCUCUUACUAAAUAUUUCACUAUAUUUCACAUGAGAUUCUAACUAAUACUAGUCUGUGGAAUGUUCCGCUUUAAAGUGAUGAAAAUUCAUAAAGAAUACUUUGACGUACUUGGACCUGACUGGAAACCUUACAAAGGAAAGCCAGCAACAAUAGUUAGUAAUCAUUCUGCAUGGAUUGAUAUUCUAUUGGGAUGUAUUGCACUUGAUUUCCCAAGAUUUACUUCAAAAAUUGGUAUCUUGAAAUGGCCAAUGGUAGGAGUCAUGGCCUCAUAUCCAGGAUAUGGCACAUUAUUCCUAGACAGAGCUGGAUCUAAAGAAGAGAGAGUUAAGCUAGUAGAGAUGAUUAAUGGACUUUAGAAGGAAAUUUGUGCUAAGCAAACAACACCACUUAUAAUGUACCCAGAAGGAUGCACAACAAAUAAUACUGAAAUGAUUCAAUUUAGAAGAGGAGCUUUUAACGGAAUGUACCCAGUUCAGCCAGUUACUUUCAAGUAUUACAGUCCGUUUUUCUAAUGCUCACAUGAUAUCCUCGAUGUUUUCUCGCACAUAAUACUCAUAAUGUGCUAGCCAUAUACUUAUUGCGAAAUUAGAAUAAUGCCUGUCUUUUAGCCAAAUGAGUACUUCAGCAAUUUCUAGGUGAGAGAGGGCGAAGAGAAAUGGGCAGCAUAUGCAAGAGCAGUUAGAAAGAUCAUGGCUGAAUCAAUAGGCCAAAGAUAGACAGAUUAAACUCUUGAGAUGAAAUUUGAAUAUAAGAACAUCUUAUACCCAAACAAAGGCAAUAAAAACAAGAGUGAAUGA